AGCGGGGGAGGAGCAGACCCUAUGCUGGAAGUACAGGUCUUGGACCAAAAGUUGUCCUUCCUUGUUGACACAGGGGCAACUUAUUCAACAAUGAACAUCCAAAUAGCAGAACCUCAUCUCUCCGCAUUACCAGAUGGCACAAACUGGACCUGCAUGGCUGGUGACACCACUAAUGGACAGUGGCUCUUGUGUCCUGUGGAACCUGAAUAUGCUGACAUUUACUGGGGACUUUUGGAACCAGAAACCCCUGCUGGGGGCGGCAUCCUCUCUGCUUACCUGAGGUGGAAACCCUGGGUGUCUCUCCUUGCACCCUAUACUGCCCCUCCUGAUCCUCCUCAUGUAACCCUCUUUUAUGAUAGACAGGGUGAUGAUUGUUAUCAGGACUGGUUUCAGGAAAAUUUAGAAGGUAACAAAUGGCAGAUUUCAUCAGAAAACAUUUAUGUGGGACCUGAAGGUGUGGCCUCAACAGUUAAACUCACUGAUGCACAACUUCAGGGGUACAAAAUGGGACAAGAAGCAGUGCCUCAUGUGUCUUUAGCACUACAUCCUGAACAUCAAGCAAAAGAUUUAGGCCCUAUGGUUAAAAAAGUGAUUGAAACUAAUGACUGGGUUCCUUCUCAGAUUCCUUGUGUCUCCUUCUCUCCCAGUUGCAGGACUUGGUGCAUUCAGCUGCGGGCCAGGGACAUUGUUGCAUUACAGCAUGAACAGAUCUCUAGAGACCAUGGCAGGGAAAAGACAGAUCAGAACUUUUAG
Messenger RNA from Austrofundulus limnaeus, 753 nucleotides. RefSeq lists its product as uncharacterized. NCBI's taxonomy places the organism in Eukaryota, Metazoa, Chordata, Actinopteri, Cyprinodontiformes, Rivulidae. Gene Ontology annotation, molecular function: aspartic-type endopeptidase activity. Gene Ontology annotation, biological process: proteolysis. The record is from RefSeq and is a predicted model, not a curated record.